UAUUUUUUUCUUUGCUUUUCUCGAUAAAAACUUAUUACAAAGAAAAUCUGAUCGUGAACUAUCGACCGGGAAUCGUACAUGACUCUCAUUGAGAAAGUGUCCAUUGUCCGAAUGAUUAAUCGUCCUUGGCACAACGGGCCUCGAACUCGUACGCUCUUGAACUUUGAUAAUCUCUAGGGAGAGCGUGUAAACGAAUCGAAAAUUUCUAUAGUACGUUGAAUAAAAACCAAGAAAUAACUGGAGACGACAAACGAUCGAGUUUAAAAUUUAGCGAACGUGAUGUGCCUUGUAAACGGCGAAAUGUAAUUUUUGUUGCAAAUGAAUGAUUGAUAGAAAACAACUCGAAAAAAGAAAAAGAGAGAAAGAGAGAGAGAGAGAAAGAGGGAAGAAGAAAAAGUUAGUGCGCGCGUCACGUGUUCUGUUUCACCGGAAACGUGAUCCACCGGUGACGAUUUAAACUUUUCCAGUGAGAAGCAACCUGCGAGAAAAAGAAGCAUAAUAAAGUUUAAGUGGACUGGAAAAAUUUCUUUAUUUCCUCUAACGUGGUAGCAGCCUCGUCGACGACUCGUAUCCUUCUAUUAUCAUCGUUAAUAUCAUUAUCUUUCUUAUUAUUACCAUUACUCGUGGUUCUUCUCGAAACGUGGAUCAUACCGAGUCACGAAAUCGCAUUCACGAGAAAGGUGGAGAAGAAGAAAGAAGAGACGUUAAAGUGGAAGAAACAGAAAGAAAAGAAGCAGCAAAGAAAUCUUUCUUUCUCGUAAAAAGAUGGAUACUAGAGUGGAAGAUAGUGGAUAUAUCACGUGACAUAUCGACCCGAAAGCGAGAGGAUUUAAAUUGAAUUUCAUUCCAGGCGCACGCGAAUUCGCGACGGUGUACGUGCAUGUAAGAGCGUGCGAGCGCGUGCGCCUGUGUGUUUUAUCGUGUGUUAUCAUUAUCUACUCUUCGAUGACCUAACGUGAAGAAGAGAAAAAGAGAGAAUAGAAAGAAAAGAAAUAUAUAUAUACAUAUAUAUAUACAUAUGAAAUAUUAUAGGCAUACAAAUUACAAUAUGAUAUAUAUAUACACUAUACACAUCGUUUACCAAAUGGUUUAAAUCUCAUGCGUGUUUCGGAGUGUAAACUCGAAUAUCUUUAGAAUCUAUAUCAACGUUAUUUGCGUAUACGUAUAUACGUGCGUACGAUCGCGUCAUCGGCUUUGCGAAGAAAAAUAAAGAAAAGAAUAGCCUGAUUGAUGAUGAUCAACGACCAAAACGAAUUUUGUCAAUUAUACUAUUAAAUCGUUCGCUUCGACUUUCGACGUUCGAUUAUUGUAUAUGUUUUAAGCUGAUUCCUCUUUAUGGUCUCUAUUUGAUCUACCUCUUAUAGAUAAAAAAAAAGAAAAAAGAAAAAAAACAAAGUGAAAAAAGGUGAAGGUACAAAGGAGAGAAAAAAGGAAACGUCGACAACGAAAGAGCGGUGAACGGCCUAAAUAUGAAUAUGCAUAUACGCGAGGUGCAGUGACUCGAGAAGCACGCUUGAUGAUAGUGUCGUACCUGUUUUAAUUCAUCGUUAAUACAUUCUUCUUCCGAUAGGAAAGUAAUAUAAUCUCUCGUGCCGUAUCAGAGAUUUCCAAGGGCAACAUGACCGCUCGGAACUGCUUCCAAAGUGCCAUUUGCAGAAUAUCGCGCGAUAUCGAGCUUUCCAUCGGAGCUAGGCCCGAUGCCUUCCACGUAUCGCACGCGAUGUGUUGUAGUGUCUAAGAACAGUGACGGACAAUAUUUUGUGCUCGAAGAAAAAGUCAUCGGACGAUUGAAGAUAAAAGUGAUUAGCGACGAUGCGAGAUGGACACAUUGGUGGAUAUGGGGAAGCUCAUGAAAAAGUACAUUCCUGUGAAUCGACUAAAGUACGAAACGUCGUGUACCGUUCCGAACUGUACUUCGAGCUAAUUUAAUUCGAUUCGAGAGGACGGGACAAAAUAAAGAAAAUAACGAUGAGUUGCUUGAGGAGACUAUACGGACUUACAUGGAAAAGCAUCGCGAAAAUGAUGAAAGCUUAGGAUCGAGAUAAAGUUGGAAAUAAAAUUUGAGGAAAAAUCAAGGAAAAAAAGGAACGGAAAAUAAAAAAUAAAAAAUAGAAAAAGAAAAAAGAUAAAAAUAAAAAAUGGAAUCCACAAAGUUAGGCGGAGCUGCGCCGACCAGCCCGAGGGCGCACUCGCCUGCUUUACCGAGCUAUUGUACCAACUCAGACGGUAACAUCGAUUACAUCAUUGGCGAUUAUAUGGAGAGAUUGGGUACGAGGCUUAAUAUUCUCGAGACCGAAUUGAAAUACGCGUGGAGGGCACUGGAUUUACUUAGUCAGGAGUACAUAAAGAUGUGGGAGAGAUUGGAAAAAUUGGAAGGGCUUUUGUACGAGCAACAGACGGUGAUCAGUCAACUGAUAGAGUUUUACACGAACGGCAGUGGUCAGGAGAACGGCACCGAGGUCGUCGAAGGGACGUUGGCCGACGAGCAAGAUUCGGUCGGCGAGUUGGACGCUAUCGCGAAGAGUUUGAACGCCGCGAUAGGGAUGGAGGAGACAAGCGCUUUGAGGGAGAAGCUAACUCAGCAGGAAUUGGCGAGAAUGCACGGACUAACGCAGGACAGCGCGACCGCGAAUGCCGUGGUUACGGACAUGCACAGGAACGUAAGAAAUUUGGAGACUCUCGAGACGCUCGAGGAGGAGGAGGGCAACAUACCGGACGAAGCCUUCUACCGUAGUCUCAACAACGCCUACAGAGAGGAUUUGAUCUGUGGCGACACUUCGAGGCCUACCUCGCAACUCGGUAUGAUCUGGGAAGAGGUCGAGGACGAGGAUAUUAACGGUAAAAAAGAAAGCGAGAUCGCUUACUACGAAAAGAGUUCACCGAAAGAAAAGAAAACGGAGGAGUCGUCCGCGCAACAAAGUAAAGAAGAAAUUCAAGCCUCGGUUACAAAGAAAGAAGACGAAGCCGACGAGGACGAAGGUGAGGUUUUUAGCGCGGCCGAUUACAAAAGCUAUCGAGGCAAUACUCCUUGCGUCAGCGAACAAGACCUCGCUCAACUCUCCAGGCUGAGCUCGAUCGACCAGGUAGCUUUGGAGAAGCUUCACGAGCUCGACAGAUUGACUAGCAAAUUGCAAAAGGAUUCUCAAAAUCUCAUCGAACUGCAAUCGCGAUUGAUAGAAUCACCGAAACGCCGAUAUUCUUCGGAAGCCGAGGCGAAGUUGGCCGAGGAAGCGAGUAGCAUAGACGAGCAAUUGAGAAAGAUCUAUGCGGAAACGGACGUCGAUAGUUGGACCUUUUCGAAGAGUCCCGGAUCAACGGGCAGAUCUUUGUCGAGGGUCAGCACCGAUAGUGGGCUGGCGACUGACGGUGAUUUUACCGCAAGAUCCAUCUCACCGAGAUUGAGUUCCACUUCUAGGAGCAAUCUAGAUUCCAUUUCGACCACUUACACGCCUCCUAGAUUAGGAUACACUUCGGCGGUUCUAGAGAAGAGUCCCGAGCCUGUUAUCCAGUUACCCAUCGACGUGGGUAACUUUGCCAAAGGGUAUGCGGAGAAUAAAGAGCUGACCGAUUUAAUGGCCGAAAGUUUCGCGGCGGUGACUUGUGCCUCACCAACCAUUUACAGUACCACCACUGACAAGGCUCCAUCGCCGACGCUCUCGGUUGGUAGCGUACACAGCGUCCACAGCGUCCACAGUGUCCACAGCGUCCACAGCGUCCAAAGUAUCCGAACCAGGCAAGACGGUUAUUUCGGCAGCGCUGCUCGAUUAAACUUGGACUUUCAAGAGAGUAGAACUCCGCCGAGUCCAUCGCCGAGUUCACCACCGCCUCCGGCGCCGCGAGAUUCGACCGAAUCCUUCUUAAUGCCUACUGCGACGGAGGAUAGAGAGGCCGAGGCGAAAAGACCCCAAAGUCCUGGAAGUUUCUUGAGGAAUGCCGAAAAAUUGGUAUCCCUCGAUCAGGGUAGGCUCAGCCCGCGUACUCCUCAUUCUCCUAAAUCUCCAAGAGUAUCGCCCAAGCAUAUAACGAAAACGGUCAAUGCAGCCAACAUUGUUGCCACUAAAUCCGAUUCCGGUCUAUCUUCGAUGAGCGGAUGGAGCAGCUUGGACAAGUCGCCGAGUUCUCCGAAAAAUUCGAUCGCUAAAGCUUUGACUUCCUAUUCGGUCGAUCACACGAGAACGGCCCUAACAGCCUCCUCGUCCGUGCAGCCAGCGAGAACUUCUAGUCCGAUACCACCUCUUCCGGAAAGUACGAGCACCGCCGUCAUUACGCAGGAGCCUCUUUACGACACUCCGGAAGGUAGAGAUGCGUUCGCCGCAGCCGCGGCCCCCGCAACUGCUCAUUCUUCUUAUUCGACGACGACGAUUAACCACUUGCCCUAUACUUACGCGUCAUCGAUUAAAUCACCGGCGGCGGCAGCGGCGGCCACCAAGGACGACUACAAUAAUUUAGUUCCUCCACCAGCGCCAGGCACCUCCACCUGUCAGAGUCCAAAGAAACGAACCCGUCAACAAACGGUUCUUCAACAUAGCCUUCAGCAUACUCUUCAACAUGGCCUCCAGCAUGCUUACGAUUCCGUACCCUCGGCUACCGUUAUAGAUUACGUUUAUAGAUCGGAACAACCCGCGAUUUAUUCCGUAGCCGGCAGUAAUCGUCAACAAGUCAUAACGAGCGUCUAUACUAGCGGCUCCGGGAACUACGGUUUUAAAGUAACGGGCUAUUAUCCGGAUACCGUCGGUCAAUACGGUGGCUACCCAGAAAGUUACAACGCUCUGCAGUAUCCCGAGGCAAGCGGAAUGACGGGCCAUAUAAAGAAACCAUUAAGAGGCUCCUACGUCGCGGACGCGACGAGCAAUCAGGAGGGAUACAAAGCAGCGAUAUAUCGUACCAUGUUUCCCACAGGAAACAUCACGGAUGCUCUGUCCUAUUACCCGACCAGUGCAAGUUUACCGCGCACAGAGAACAACGAAAGUUCCUGGAUAAACUCGAUGGAAGAACAAAUUCCCCAUGAUUCGACCUCCUCCAGCAUCAGAUCUCUUACCUCGGAUGGUAGUUACGCUCAAAGUCCUUACACGGACCGAAGGUAUCCACAACCACCGGCCUAUCAAGCGCACCAACAAUAUCAUCACACUUACGCGAAUCAGAGUUAUCCGCAAGUAGUUGGUUAUCAGCAACAACAGUAUCAACCUUACGGGCAAAGACUGUUGAGCGGCACUGAAUGCGCACAACUUACGGACGGCUAUCAGAGACAAUGGCAACGGGAGCACCAAUACAUCCAGGAACACGAAAAUGCAAGAAUACCAAUGGAGCAACAACAGCAACAGCAGCAACAACAGCAGCAGCAACAACAGCAGAGCGAAUAUUACGACGCUUCGAAUGUGAUAGUAUCUCAGUCAGGUUACAUCAGCAUUUCUUCGAAUUUGAAAGAUCACGAGGUCGAUGGCGCUAAAUUAACGAAGAAAAUUCGACGCGGUACUUCCUUAAAAAACGCGAUGAGCUCCAUGAGCAAUUGGCUGCCCGAUCUUCAUCUGAGCAAAAGACACCGGAGUCAAUCUUUACCCGGUGGAGUCCGAAGGGAAGAUCUAGACGGAUCUCAGGAGAAUCAACAGAAACUUCCAUCUGAAAUAAACGCUGCCAGAGGCCGAGGCAGAACGCAGGCACCGAGGAAAAAGAAAAAGCACACUCUGGUAUCGACCGUUUCUGGUAUUCUUCAAAAAGCUAAACGGCGAACUCAUCAUUCGCAAUCACUAUCGGAUCCUGAACAAUCGGAGACAGAAUGGAGCAGUGGUAGACAAAGUGGACUUUCAGAGGACGAAGACAGCGUGAUGUCCGACGUUAAUCAAGAACUACCAUUCUUUGCAAAAGUAAAAACGUCUAGUACAAAACGGAAACCAUCGCAGCAACCGAUUACGGCACAGCAGCAGCAGCAACAACAACAACAACAACAACAACAACAACAAUCGGCCCAACUAAUGCAGCAACAGCAACAAGCUUUGCAACAGCAGCAAUCACUGCAACAGCAACAAGCUCUGCAACAGCAACAAGUUUUGCAGCAGCAACAAGUUCUGCAACAGCAACAAGUUCAACAGCAGCAACAAGUUCUACAGCAGCAGCAAACAUUACAACAGCAGCAAGCUUUGCAACAACAAAACCUUCAGCAACAACAACAGCAACAAGCUCUGCAGCAACAAAUUCAACAGCACCAAGAACAAUUGCAACAACAAGCCGCGCAAGAUGGCUGGGCGAAAGAGAAGGAACAAAGAAGGGUCGACUCGAUCGAAUACGAAACGAACGAGCAGAUGAUGGCCAUGGAGGAGGAGGGCAAGAGCACUGGCUCGGGAUCAGGUGGAUCGUCCAUCUUUCAAACAGUCGGCGAUAUAAAACGAUCGACCGGUAGCUCGGACGAAGCACCGAACGAGAAGACGCCUAAACUUCCGCCGGUAACCAUAAUGGGCGGUGCUAGCAUGGAAUUCGCGGUAUCGAGAGCACUUGGGAAAUAUCGUCAGCGACAAUCCUCGACGGUGUCGGACGAUCAGCCGCCGAUGGACGAAAACGCGAGCGAAAAGAAGUCCGACGAAGGGACUAACGGACAAUCGUUGGAGCCAAGUUUCGAAUAUCCCGAGGAUCUCUCGGAAAAGAGCGAGAAAAGCGAAAAGUCGGGCAGCGCGCGUUUACCCGAACUGGUUACGAGUUUGUCGGAAGAAGCUCCUCCGUCGGAGGGCAGUCCCUCGACAUCGAGCGCGAGGGGAUUCAUUCAGAGCGGUCCUACCCGAUUUCUACCUCGUCAUCAGCAAUCCCUCGAGAUACCCUGGGGAGGCGGUCGUUCCGCCGAGGACGAAGACAACAGAAGCACGCACUCUUAUAGAAGUACCUCGAGAGUCUCGUCGAGACGACAGAGCACCGAGGACUCGAUCGAUUCCGAGGACGAGUGGUAUUGUUACGAGUUGCGUAAACUCGAGGAGCUAGAAAUGCAAUCGCAAAUGGAUAUGGAAAUGAGCGAGGUCUUGGUGGAGGAAGCCGAAGACCGCGAACCCUAUCAACCGGACGACACCGUCAAGGAAAGGAUGUCCUGCGUGCUGAAGGAACUCAAAAUGAAAGCCGUUGCGAGGCCUAAAAUCGAAUCGAAGGAAGAGAAAGACAAUUUACGAGCUGGCAAAAUGAACGGUGCCAUUAGCAAGGAACGUCACACGGAAGAAGUCGAUGAAAGAUACCCGAGAGACGAGAGACCCAUUCCUAAGAGGAAAUUUGCCGAGAGUAUAGAAUCUGUGUUCGCUCGAGUGACCGAUUAUCAUACUUGGGCGCACGAAGAGGAGGCGAGAAAGGAGAGGGCAGGUCCGUCUCCGAGGACCGAGGACGGUUCCUCCUCGGGCGAAACAUCCGGUCCGGAUAGUCCUGGACGAUCGAUCGACGAUGACGAGAUCGAAGACGAGGAGGAGGAGGAGGAGGAGGAGGAGGAAGAGGCAGAAAGACAAAAGGUUCAGGAGGAACAUGAGGUGGCGAUAGAGGGCUUCGAGGAGGAAAGGGACGAACAUGAGAGAGAACUGUCUAGGGACUUCGAGGAAGAACAAUUGAGACGAAGAAGCAGCGGCGGCGGAUCCACCGGGCGACAAGGCGAUAAGAUUCAUCAAAUGAGCGAAUCCCUCUCUCACGAGGGUAAAGUCGUUUUAGGACUCGAUGGCGAGACCUUGGAAGAAGUUAUCGGAGUUGCCGAGGCCGAUACGAGCCUAAGCCUACCCAAGAUCAAGAUCGACUCCUCUUCUUGCGCCGGUACCGUCGACAGCGCACUCUUGAAAGAGGGUCAGGUUAGUCCUGGCCCACCUGGCUCCAAAUGGAAACUCUUAAAGACGCUGAAGGAACGUAAGGAGGAGAAACUCAAGGAGAUCGAGGAAGCUUCCAAAGAAGCUGCGACCAUUCCUCAGGGACCCACGGCGAACGGAAGCGGACCAGGAGGCGAAUCUGGUGGACGAGCUAACGGGCAUCCGGGCGAUAAUCCUUUCUACAGCAACAUUGACAGUAUGCCGGAUAUUCGGCCGCGACGGAAGUCAAUACCAUUGGUCUCCGAGCUGGUCUUGAAGACAAUGGCGGCGACGAAGAGGAACGCCGCAGGGCUCACAUCCGCGGUGCCCAGGGCUACGCUGAACGACGAGGAACUGAAGAUGCACGUCUACAAGAAAACGCUGCAAGCGAUGAUCUACCCGAUCUCGUCGACGACGCCUCACAAUUUCGUCACCUGGACUGCAACCUCACCGACUUACUGCUACGAAUGCGAGGGUCUUCUCUGGGGUAUUGCGCGUCAGGGCGUUCGAUGCAUGGAAUGCGGCGUAAAGUGUCAUGAAAAGUGCAAGGAUUUGCUUAACGCUGACUGCUUGCAAAGAGCCGCGGAAAAGAGCUCGAAGCACGGAGCGGAAGAUAAAGCGAAUAGCAUAAUCACAGCAAUGAAGGAAAGGAUGAAGCAGAGGGAGAUGGAAAAACCAGAAAUCUUCGAGCUCAUCCGGUCAGUCUUUGGGAUCGAGGAUGUUGCACACCAGGGCCACAUGUCAGCGGUGAAGCAGUCAGUUCUGGAUGGUACCAGCAAAUGGUCGGCGAAGAUCGCCAUUACAGUGAUCUGCGCUCAGGGAUUGAUCGCUAAGGAUAAGAGCGGUACAUCAGAUCCGUAUGUCACAGUUCAGGUCGGUAAGGUGAAGAAACGAACGAGAACGAUGCCGCGCGAACUCAAUCCGGUCUGGCACGAAAAGUUUUACUUCGAGUGUCACAAUUCAUCCGAUCGAAUAAAGGUUCGCGUCUGGGAUGAGGACAACGAUUUGAAAUCAAAGCUGCGUCAGAAACUUACGCGAGAAAGCGACGAUUUUCUUGGACAAACGAUCAUCGAGGUGAGAACUCUCAGCGGUGAAAUGGACGUCUGGUACAACCUGGAAAAGAGGACGGACAAGAGCGCAGUAUCCGGUGCCAUCAGGUUGCAUAUAAGCGUAGAAAUCAAAGGCGAAGAAAAAGUCGCUCCGUAUCACGUGCAAUACACCUGCCUGCACGAAAACCUCUUUCAUAGUCUAUGCGAGGAGAACGCCGGAAUGGUUAGCCUACCGCAGGCAAAAGGCGAGGAUGCCUGGAAGGUAUACUUUGAUCCACCUGGCGAAGAACUCGUCGACGAGUUCGCCAUGCGAUACGGCAUCGAGAGCAUCUACCAGGCUAUGACACAUUUCCACUGCCUCUCGACAAAGUACCUGUGCCCAGGGGUCCCCGCGGUAAUGUCGACCCUCUUGGCCAACAUAAACGCCUAUUAUGCUCAUACUACCGCUAGCUCGGCGGUUUCCGCCAGCGAUAGAUUCGCUGCUAGUAAUUUUGGGAAAGAAAAGUUCGUUAAAUUGCUGGACCAGCUUCACAAUUCCCUGAGGAUCGAUCUCUCGUCGUACAGAAAUAACUUCCCAGCUUCGAGCCAGGAGAAACUGAUGGAUCUAAAAAGCACGGUCGACCUUCUGACGAGCAUUACGUUCUUCCGUAUGAAGGUGCAGGAAUUGUCGAGCCCACCUCGAGCGAGCACCGUCGUCAAGGAUUGCGUGAAAGCUUGCCUGCGUUCGACCUAUCAGUUCCUCUUCGAACAUUGCUACGAGCUCUAUAGCAGAGAAUUCCAGGCUGAUCCGAACGAACCGAAGAAGGAUCCGGAGGAUCACGGACCCCGACGGGACUCUCUCGACUUUUGGCACAAGCUCAUCGCUCUGAUCGUUUCGGUGAUCGAGGAGGACAAGAACAGCUAUGCGCCCGUGCUAAACCAAUUCCCCCAGGAGUUGAACAUCGGUCAACUAUCGGCGGCCACCAUGUGGUCUUUGUUCGCAGUCGACAUGAAGUACGCCCUGGAGGAUCACGAGCAGCAUAGACUGUGCAAGUCCUCGGCCUAUAUGAACCUUCACUUUAAGGUCAAGUGGUUGUACACGAAUUAUGUGAAAGACGUGCCACCUUACAAGGGUGCCGUACCGGAAUAUCCCGCCUGGUUCGAGCCGUUCGUCAUGCAAUGGCUCAACGAGAACGACGACGUAUCCUUGGAAUACUUACACGGUGCCUUCACUAGAGACAAAAAGGAUGGGUUCCAAAAGAGCAGCGAACACGCUCUCUUCAGCGUAUCGGUCGUCGACGUGUUCACGCAGCUCACCCAGUGCUUCGACGUCGUCUCGAAACUAGAGUGUCCUGAUCCGGAGAUUUGGAAGAGGUACAUGAAGAGAUUCGCAAAGACUAUAGUCAAGGUUCUGGUAGCUUACGCUGACAUUGUCAAAAUGGAAUUUCCCAGCCACUUGAAAGAGGAACGAAUCGCUUGCAUACUUAUGAACAAUAUCCAACAACUGCGAGUGCAGCUCGAAAAGAUGUUCGAGUCGAUGGGCGGCGAGAAGUUGGAGGAGGACGCAGCAGAGAUCUUGAAGGAGCUUCAGCAGCAGCUCAAUAGCGCUUUGGACGACCUAGCGAUGCUUUUUGCAAAGAGUCUCGAGCCACGUAUAACUGCCUCGGUCCGAGAACUGGGAGAUCUCCUUUUGGCCAUCAAGGGUGGUGGUCAGGUGAACUUGUCUCAAGCGCAACAAAGAAACAAUGUCGCUGUAGAAGCCGACGAGGUGUUAAGGCCUCUAAUGGUUCUCCUCGAUGGAAGUCUUUCCCUCUAUGCCGAAUCCUGCGAGAAGACUGUACUCAAGAGACUGUUAAAAGAACUUUGGAAGAUUGUCAUGAGAAUCCUCGAAAAGACUGUCGUCUUACCACCCAUGACCGACAAAAGCAUGAUGUUCAAGAACUUAACGGAUAACGCGAAGAAUCUCGCAGCGAAUGCCAAGAUAGAAGACAUGUCCAAGUUGUUUAAGAAUCACAUGGCUGGAAAGCCGGAUGUCAAGAACGCUCUCAGCGGAGUCAUGGAUAUCUCGAAAGAGGUGGAAAAGAAUCUUUCGCCAAAGCAAUGCGCAGUACUGGAUGUUGCUCUCGAUACCAUCAAGCAAUAUUUCCAUGCCGGCGGGAAUGGUCUGAAAAAAGCCUUUCUCGAAAAGUCUUCGGAAUUACAGAGUCUUAGAUACGCUCUCAGUCUGUACACACAGACAACGGACACUCUCAUCAAAACCUUCGUCACGUCUCAAGUCAAUCAAGUGCCGCUGAACGAUGCGUCAACGCUACGUCAGCGUCAGCGUUCGAUGAGCAGCGAAAGAGGUGACGAAGGGGAAGGAGCCGAGGGUAUGGAAAGCCUCGAGGAACCCCUUCGCCAAAGCAAGCCCUCUCUCCGUCGAGAGAGUCGUCAAGUUCCAGAAACAACUGGCACAGACGAGGGUUCCGUUGGAGAAGUUAGCAUCCAAGUGGACCUAUUCACUCAUCCUGGAACCGGUGAUCAAAAGGUCACGGUGAAAGUCGUUGCUGCAAACGAUCUGAAAUGGCAAUUAGCUACGGGAAUGUUUAGGCCAUACGUCGAAGUCAAUCUGAUCGGUCCACACCUAACCGGCAAAAAGAGGAAACAAUCGACCAAAUCGAAGAGCAAUAAUUGGUCGCCGCAAUUCAACGAAAGUUUUGACUUCAUGAUCGGUAACGAGCAGCAACAGCUGGACUUUUACGAGCUUCAUAUUUGCGUGAAGGAUUAUUGCUUCGCUCGAGAGGAUAGACUGGUCGGCGUGGCGGUGAUGCAAGUGAAGGACAUCGUCGAAGAAGGUUCCUGCGCGUGCUGGCUAUCGCUCGGCAAGCGAAUUCAAAUGGACGAGACCGGCUGGACAAUUUUGCGAAUUCUCUCGCAGAGGAACAACGAUGAGAUAGCGAAAGAAUUUGUGAAGCUUAAGAGCGACAUCAGGCAGGAAACGCCGCUUCCAAAUCCCACCUGAGACGGCGAACCGUCGACACACUAAACUCGACAGCGAUGCGAUACGUCCUUUGAGCUUGGAAAGAGCUCCGAGGUCUGCCGAUGGUGGACAAGUUUUUGCCUGACGAUGGAGAAGCAAGAAAAUUAAGAAAGGAAGAAAGAAAGAACAAAAAUAGAGUUCACACUUUGGUGCCAACAACAACAGCAAUAUCGACGACUAGAAAUCCCUGCUGAAAAAAAGAGGCGAACGCAGGGGAACCGAUCGACUCUAACGGCGCAGCGGCGAUUCCGAUUGCUGCUCAAACCGCCCAUUUUCGCGGACGACCGAUCGAAUCUCUUUCGCUUUGAUAUUUUACGGAAUCGACGAAAGCAACGGUUCCUUCCUUCGUGCGAAAGAGAUCCGAACGACACGCCGUUUCUUCUCCCUUUUUUACGAGUCACACGUGCUACAUAUACACGACACGCCCACCCGUGCACACACACAGACACACACACAUUCACUGUCUGUCCGCAGACGGAGUUAAGUGUUAUCGCCCACAAAAUACAGAGCUCGACCAACGUUCUUUCGGCUCGUCAAAAAGAAAAUAUAUCUAAUACCAAGGACGAUUUCUGCCGUCCUUUUUGGAAAUUCUUAAACUACGAGCUUGACUGAGACUGAAAUUGCCCCGACGAUUACGAUGACGACGACGACGACGACGACGACGACGACGACGACGACGUAGACGAACAACGCUAUUAUAAAACGACAUCAAGAAAAGCGAACGUCAUUAAGGCGAAAGAAGGAAUCCAAGGAUUCCUUCUUUUUCGCCGUGUAUCGCGAGAAAAGAGAAAAUAGUACGUACGAAUCGGCAAGAGUGGAAACAGUGAAAACAGUGCUGCCAGUAUGCAAUAUAUUUGCUAAAUAUUCGUUAUGUAAAAGGGAGCAAGGGAAAAAGAGAAAAGGAGAAAAAGAGAGCAUAAGAAAAGAGAUGGGAAAAGACUAAAAGACUGAAGAUGAGCGCGUGGACAGACAAAGAAAACAUUAGUAUGAAGUAAGGUGACAAACGAUGGGGAGGCAUCAUGAAGAAACGGAUAAAGAUAAGGUUAAGAAAGUUCGAAAGAAGGAAAUAUAUGCGAAAGGCGAUAUUCCGCGCUCAUAAAGACACGAUAACCUUUAGGCCGUUUGUUCGGAUGGACGAGAGUUUACUGUAGAUAAACGUGAAAACAUAUUGUUGACGAAGAAGAAUUUUUCUAACACAACUAUUUAAAUGUAGCAUUGCGUACGACCAAUGGGCGCGCCCUGACGUCAAUCAUGGCGUGCCAUUAGUAAUAAAAACUUAGGCAUUGUAAUGUAUAAAGUACCUACGUUGUUAUUCGUAAGGGUAACAAAAGUCAAAGGAGAAAAAAAAAAGAUAUGUCGGCGAGAGACUGCAUCGUUAGGGUUAACCACGUCGAGAUCCACGAGUUAUCUUCGAGAGCUUCGAAUUUAUCUCUACGAGCGAACGAGCGCUCGUCGAAACGAAAAACUCUCGUUAUUUAUUCAUAGUAGUAUACAGCAGUAGGCGAAAACGUUCUUAAUGAUACUCGUAGCUUCGAUUUUUCUCGAAAUAUUAAGUACUACUUAAAAAAAAAAAAACAGGAGAGACGAGGUGCUUUUUUAUGCGAACUAAAGACUUUAAAAGACGGAUGCGCGCGCGGGUUCGAAAUCGAACAAAGUCGCGUUUUUCUGUUUGGAAGUCCGCUCGCUUCUCAUCCUCGUGUAUCGACUAUUCUCUUCGACUUUCUCUCCCUCUCUCUCUCUCUCUCUCUCUCUCUCUCUCUCUCUCUCUCUCUCUCUUUCUCUUUCUUGAAAAUCUCUUACGUAAUAAAAGAAAAAAUAAUGCACUUUGUGCGGCGGAAAAGUUCGCUCGCAGAGAUAUCGAAAUAAAAAAAGCAGAAUGAGCCUUUCUUCGCUCGAAGCUUCUCCGUUGGGAUCUGACGUGUGCGAUUAUUGAAAAAAAGGGGUAGAGAAGAAGAGACAAUGAUAACCACAUCGUCCAGCCUGUGCGGAUCGGACAGGUAUAAUAAAGGUAAAAUAAAGAAAAACAAUUUGAGAGAUUACGACACCGAUUAUAAUUGAAAAAGUUUCUACUUACGUAGUUACGUCUAGAUACAUAUACUUACGUAUUGUGUAUAGUGUCUAAAAGAAAACGCUGAAUUCGUAGCUGCGAGGCUGGGUUUGUACGAGGAAUGUAUGGAAAUAGGUAGUUGCGUACGCGCGUUUCUAUAUGCGUGAAUACUUCUUACGUGACCGUGGGUCACGUCUAAAGCAUAUUUGAUGCGCCACUUGUUCACAUCCAAGAAUCGUUUCUUUACAAAGAACGAGCGUGUAACCAUCCACGAGCUUAGGAAACGGUGACCGUCGAACCGAACUAUGUUGACGCGUCGAAAGAGAGGACUCUUCAAUCCAAAA
This is a messenger RNA of Polistes canadensis, 14231 nucleotides long. RefSeq lists its product as uncharacterized. Gene Ontology annotation, biological process: dense core granule priming; synaptic vesicle maturation; neuromuscular junction development. NCBI's taxonomy places the organism in Eukaryota, Metazoa, Arthropoda, Insecta, Hymenoptera, Vespidae. The coding region runs from base 2139 to 11822 and encodes 3227 amino acids. Gene Ontology annotation, cellular component: terminal bouton; neuromuscular junction; plasma membrane. Gene Ontology annotation, molecular function: calmodulin binding; syntaxin-1 binding; phospholipid binding. The record is from RefSeq and is a predicted model, not a curated record. The transcript is spliced from 21 exons.